Molecule: messenger RNA, 4121 nt
Organism: Galeopterus variegatus (Sunda flying lemur)
Lineage: Eukaryota; Metazoa; Chordata; Mammalia; Dermoptera; Cynocephalidae
Gene: ESYT3
Product: extended synaptotagmin-like protein 3
Exons: 23
Coding region: 1-2598 (865 amino acids)
Biological process (GO): lipid transport
Molecular function (GO): lipid binding
Source: RefSeq, a predicted model, not a curated record
AUGGAAGCGGAGGAGGCCUGCGCCCCCGGUGCGCCUGGUGCCCCCGGAGCCCAGGGAAGCCAGCGCGCGCCUGGCCCGAAGCUGCGCGUGUCCGGCCAGCUGCUGCCCGAGCUCUACACCUUCGUGUCGCGUGUUCUCUUCUACCUGGCGCCCGUCUACCUGGCGGGCUACCUGGGACUCAGCGUAACCUGGAUGCUGCUGGGCGCGCUGCUGUGGAUGUGGUGGCGCAGGAACCGCCGCGGGAAGCUCGGGCGCCUGGCGGCCGCCUUCGAAUUCCUGGACAACGAACGCCAGUUCAUCAGCCGCGAGUUGCGGGGCCAGCACCUGCCCGCCUGGAUCCACUUCCCGGACGUGGAGCGGGUCGAGUGGGCCAACAAGAUCAUCUCUCAGAUCUGGCCCUACAUAAGCAUGAUCAUGGAAAACAAGUUCCGAGAGAAACUUGAGCCCAAGAUCCGAGAGAAGAGCAUCCGCCUGAGAACCUUCACCUUCACCAAGCUCUACUUUGGACAGAAGUGCCCCAGAGUCAACGGUGUCAAGGCACACACUAACAAGUGCAACCGAAGACAGGUGACCCUGGACCUGCAGAUAUGCUACAUUGGGGACUGCGAGAUCAGUGUGGAGCUGCAGAAGAUACAGGCUGGUGUGAAUGGGAUCCAGUUGCAGGGCACCCUGCGAAUCAUCUUGGAGCCCCUCCUCGUAGACAAGCCCUUCGUGGGAGCUGUGACCAUGUUCUUCCUUCAAAAGCCGCACCUGCAGAUCAACUGGACAGGCCUGACCAACCUGCUGGAUGUGCCCGGGAUCAACGAGGUGUCGGACAGCCUGCUGGAGGACCUCAUCGCUGCCCACCUGGUGCUGCCCAACCGUGUGACUGUGCCUGUGAAGAAGGGGCUGGAUGUGACCAACCUGCGCUUCCCCCUGCCUUGCGUGAGUAGCCAGUCCCUGGGUGGGACCCGAGGUGCUGGCGAGGUGUACCUGUUUGUGGGAGGGAGGUUCGGUCCCCUUUUCCAUGCCUUGGGCCGUUGGUUCAUGGUGUAUGAAGUCCCUGGGCAGGACCUGGAAGUGGACCUGUAUGAUGAGGAUCCUGACAGGGACGACUUCCUAGGCAGCCUGCAGAUCUGCCUCGGGGAUGUCAUGACGAACAGAGUGGUGGAUGAGUGGUUUGUCCUGAAUGACACAACCAGUGGGCGGCUGCACCUGCGGCUGGAGUGGCUUUCACUGCUCACUGACCAGGAAGCUGUGACCGAGGACUAUGGUGGACUCUCCACUGCCAUACUUGUAGUCUUCUUGGAGAGUGCCUGCAACCUGCCGAGAAACCCUUUUGACUACCUGAAUGGUGAAUAUCGAGCCAAAAAACUCUCCAGGUUUGCCAAGAAUAAAGUCAGCAGAGACCCUUCUUCCUAUGUCAAGCUGUCCGUAGGCAAGAAGACACACACAAGUAAGACCUGUCCCCACAGCAAGGACCCAGUGUGGAGUCAGGUGUUCUCCUUCUUUGUGCACAGUGUGGCAGCCGAGCAGCUCCAUGUGAAGGUGCUUGAUGAUGACCAGGAGUGUGCUCUGGGAGUGCUGGAGUUCCCCCUGUGCCAGAUCCUCCCCUAUGCUGACCUCACUCUUGAGCAGCGCUUUCAGCUGGACCACUCAGGCCUGGACAGCCUCAUCUCCAUGAGGCUGGUGCUUCGGUUCCUGCGUGUGGAGGAACGAGAGCUGGGGAGCCCAUACACGGGACCUGAAGCCCUAAAGAAAGGCCCUCUGUUCAUCAAGAAGGUGGCCACCAACCGGGGUCCCAAGGACCCAGCCCAGGGAGAAGGUCCUGCAGAUUUUCUGUGCCCCCCAGACUCUGCUUCUGACACCCAGGAAGCUUCAAUGAGCAACACGACCACCAGUGCUGCCACUGCUGCCACUGCACCUGCACCCCAAGAGACAGGCCCAGAGCCCAAAGGCAAGGACAGUGCCAAAGGGUUCUGUGAGCCCAUGGGGGAGAAGAAGAGUUCAGCCACCAUCUUCUUGACUGUCCCAGGCCCCCACUCUCCAGGGCCCAUCAAGUCUCCCAGACCCAUGAAAUGCCCUGCCUCCUCCCCAUUCGCAUGGCCGCCCAAGAGGCUGGCUCCCAGCAUGUCCUCGCUCAACUCCCUGGCCUCUUCCUGCUUUGACCUGACAGAAAUCAGCCUCAACAUUGAAGGUGGGAAUCUCAGGCAGCGGUGGCUGGGUGAGAUUCAGCUCACGGUGCGCUAUGUGUGUCUGCGGCGCUGCCUCAGCGUCUUAGUCAAUGGCUGCAGGAACCUGACACCAUGUACUACCAGUGGAGCUGAUCCCUACGUCCGAGUCUACUUGUUGCCAGAAAGGAGGUGGGCAAGUCGUAAGAAAACUUCAGUGAAGCGGAAGACUCUAGAACCCCUGUUUGAUGAGACAUUUGAAUUUUUUGUUCCCAUGGAAGAAGUAAAGAAGCGGUCACUAGAUGUUGCAGUGAAAAAUAGUAGGCCACUUGGCUCACACAGAAGAAAGGAGUUAGGAAAAGUUCUGAUUGACUUAUCAAAAGAAGACCUGAUUAAGGGCUUUUCACAAUGGUAUGAGCUGACUCCAGAUGGACAGCCCAGAAGCUGAUGAUGAGUGCUAUCAUCACCUUUAUGUUAAAAUGUAUAUAUGUAUAAUUUCACAUUUAUAUCAGAAUAGCCAUUUGAUGAAAAUCUACACAUACAUUUUUGUGUGAAAUUUAACUGCAUGACUGGAUAGUAUUAGAAACAGGCAGUUAUGUAAAGGCAAGAACUACUUUCUCUUCGUUGGAUUUUAUUGUUCAGAUCCAGAAAGAAAUGGGGUAUUUGUGCCUAGUAAGUUAUCAAAAUCUCAGUGGUGAUUUUUUCACUUUUGUUAGGUAAUUAUAUACCAACUGAUUUAGGAUGUGCCUUAAUGUGUGCACCAGAAGGUGUCCUGUCCCUGACUUUAGUGGGUGGGGGGAGAUCUGUUCCUGGAACAGCUACCAGUAUUCCUGGGCAGUGACUGACCAACGGAGGGCACUUUUUAUAAAAAGAAAACCAAUCCCAAACUGCCAAGAAUUAAUACUGCCAAAGUCCUUCUGGCUGCCACCUGUGGUACUUGAAUGCCUAGAGGUUUGUUCCUGUAUCUGAUUUGGAGCUAAAAUGUAUUUUCCUAAUGGCAACAAUGUUAUAAUAUAUACUUAAAAACCUUGGGUCUAAGCAUCAAACUCUAGCAUGUGGCAUUAUUUCCAUAGGAAAAUGCAAACCAAGUUACAAACCCAGGUGUACAUCUGAACUCUCAUGGCAGAGCACUGGAGACUGCUGAAGACUGUUACUUCCAGAGAGAAAAGGGAGCUUUCUGUAUCUCAGACAAGAAUUCUGCCCUACUUUUCUGAGAUGGCUGGUUUACCUAAAUAACAUGUUAAAAACAAAAUUUAAACAAGUACCUCUUUUGCCUUUCCACCUUUAUAAGACCAAACAGACUUCUCUCCUCUGAUGUUCAUAGAGCUGUUGUCAAGGUUAUAUUCUCUUACCCACUCAGGCAGUGUCCCUGCCAUCAGCUUCCUGUCCAUACCACUGCCUUCACUGCCACUUUUCUGAAGAACGGCAAUAUUUUGUCAAGCUUUUCUUUACUUAUAAAUUCUAUGAUAUCCUAUUUUCUAUAAGGUCAAAGCCCACCCCUUAAUUUGCCUUUGAGAGAUAAAUGGGUCUCCAGUUUUCUGCUACUUUAUUAGCAGAUGCUCUUUCCAGAAUAGUCCAGAUAUUAUGCCCUGUCUGCUCAAAUCCUACUCACCUCUUAAAGGCCUAUCACAAACCCAUCUCCUCCAUACUGAAAUGGCCUCUCCCCACCACCCACAACAUUUACUGUGGAUUUUCCAUUUUAACAAUUCCCAGCCAUAUAACAUUAAAUUUUUAAAAAUAUGUAUCUGCUAAGGUCAUAAGGGAGCAACUACUUAUAUUGUGUUUGGUAUUUAAUGUUUUUGUUUACUCUCCAAUUGAACUAAAAGUUACUUGAAUUGUUUUUUACCCUCACUAUUCAAGACUGUGCUAAGUACAUGAAAGAUGUGCAAUAAAAUUUUUGUUUCUGCUGAGGUUUCUAUUUUGAAUGACAAAUUCUCAUAAUUAAAUGAGGCAGUUGACGCCUAUCCUGUC